AAACUAUAUAGAGAUGGGUAGCAUUUUUAGAAAUAUAUUACCUAUUCGUUCUUCGAAAAAGGAUGUUGAUGAUGAUGAUGAGUACAAUGUCGAGUUUUCGUUUGCCAUGGAGUACACUGGUCCUCCGGUUUCUUAUGCCAUUCCUAAGGCAGUUCCUGUUGACGUUGGUGAUAUUUCAACCGCGUCUAUUGUAUCUACGCCAGCUGAUUCUGGUAAUUUAUCGUUACCCGUUAUCUAUCCUAUUGUUAAGAAAGAGGGUAAGUUGUUUUCGCUCAAGGAAAGCCGUUUUGGGUCAGGUUUGAUAGAUAACGAUGCAUACACCCCUGGUUCACCAGAGGGAGAGAAAAGUUCGGUUUCUUUAGGAUUUUCAGAGAGCCAAGAAAAUUCUCAAGAAUUUUCCAUGAGUUCAGAUGGUGACGGUUUAGAAAACGAUUGUCAUGAGAUUGAAGAGUUGGUUGUUGCUAGUGAAGAAAAUGGAACCCGUGAUGAGGAGGAUGGAUAUGAUUAUGACACGACUCACAUGGUUACUUUUCGUGAACCAGAGUCAAGUGCUAUGGUUCAUGAGAAAAGUGAUUACAGUAUUGACCCGGAAUUGAUGCAUCAAGAAAGGCCGCAUGCUGACCCCAACGUCAAAAAAUGGUUAUGUCAUCGUUGCUUUAAGGGAAACCGGUUCACUAUUAAGGAAACUUGCAUUGUAUGUGAUGCAAAGUAUUGUAGUAAAUGUGUGUUGAGAGUGAUGGGGUCAAUGCAAGAAGGUAGAAAAUGUGUUACUUGUAUUGGGUAUCCGAUUGAUGAGUCAAAACGUGCGCGAUUAGGGAAAUGCUCAAAGGUUCUUAAGCAAGUGCUCUCGGAUUUCCAAGUUAAACAAGUAAUGCUUUUUGAAAAAUCGUGUCGAGUAAAUCAAACGCCGAGUUGGCUUGUUAUCGUAAAUGGACAACAACUUACUUCAGAAGAAGUGAUUCAAUUGCAAACGUGUGCGUACCCGCCAAAAAAACUUGUUCCGGGAAGCUAUUGGUAUGACAAGUUGUCUGGUUUAUGGGGAAAGGAGGGACAUAAGCCUUGCCAGAUUAUUACUCCAGGAUUGUCAAUUGGUGGUGCCAUAAUGGAAAAUGCUAGCAAUGGAAACACAAAAGUAAAAAUCAACAAUCGAGUGAUCACUAAAUCGGAACUCUUUAUGUUGAAGGUUGCCCGAAUCAACCACAAAGGUGGUCCUGAAUUUUGGGUAAGCCAUAAUGGAUCUUAUCAGGAAGUGGGACAAAACCAAAUGAAAGGCAAAAUAUGGGAAAAGCCAGGAGUCAAUCUGGCUUGUGCUCUAUUGUCUUUGCCAGUUCCACCCAAAUCUUUUAUCUCGUCCGAGGAAGAGAUAGUUAACAAUGGCAGUCAAUUUGGGCAGAAAAAAAACACUGAUACAAAAUUACUUACUAAAAUACUUCUAGUUGGUAAAGAUCAAUCGGGUACCAGUGCCAUCUAUAAACAGGCCAAGAUUCUUUACAAAGUUCCAUUUUCAGAAGAUGAGCGUCAACAAGUGAAGUCUUUAAUCCAGAGCAACUUGUAUCGUUAUAUUAGUAUUCUGCUCGAGGGUCUUCAACAAUUUGAAGAGGAUUAUUCAGUUCAGAUUCAAAGAAAACUAGAUGAUCAACCUGGCACUUCAGCCGCAGGAGGUUUGGUCAAAGAAGUUGAAGCAAACAUUUAUUCUUUAGGUACAAAACUGCAAAAAUUCUCUGAAUGGCUUCUUCAAGUUGUGAGAUCUGGCAAUCUGGAUGUUGUUUUUCCAGCUGCAACUCGUGAGUAUUCGGCACUAGUUGAAGAACUUUGGAAGGACAAGGCCUUUCAAGCAACUUAUGCUAGACGGAAUGAACUUCCUUCACUCCCAAUAGUAGCUGAUUAUUUUUUACCAAGGGCUGCAGAAAUUUCAAGUAUGACUUACGAGCCUUCUGAUCUAGACAUUUUGUAUGCUGAUGGCAUUACAUCUUCUAAUGGGCUUGCUUCAAUGGAGUUCUCACUUCCCACUAAUAUGACGAAUAGCUUCAUCGAGGCCACUGAGCAGAAAAAUACUCAGCUGCAAAGGUAUCAAUUGAUUCGAGUGAAUUCAAGCAACCUAGGAGACAACUGUAAAUGGCUAGACAUGUUUGAAGACAUCGAUCUUAUCAUUUACUGCGUUGACUUAACUUCCUACAACGAGUAUACCAUAGACAACAACUUAGUUCUCAAAAACAAGAUGCUAGAAAGCAAAAACACAUUUGAAAAAAUAGUCACCCAUCCAAGAUUCAAAAACAAAGCAUUCCUUUUAAUACUCAACAAGUUUGAUCUUCUUGAAAACAAGAUCAAAUCCACACCUCUUACACAAUGCGAAUGGUUUCAUGAUUUCAAGCCGUUCAUCACCAACCAUACAUAUAAUGCUACAAGUUCAAAAACCAAUAAUACCAACAAUUACAAUACUUCAACCGUAGCGCAAUAUGGUUUUCAGUACAUUGCUGCAAAGUUUAAGAAGCUUUUCAGUGAGUUGACUGGCCGAAAACUCUAUGUUUCUCCUGUGACAGGGUUAGAAGGCGAUAGUGUUGAUGCGGCUAUUAAGUAUGGGAAGGAAGUUUUGGUGUGGGUUGAUGAAGAAAAUAAACCGAUUUCUAGUAACAAUGAGUGGUCUACUGAAACUACAGAGACUACGACGGAUGGACUACAUCAGAAAUAAACCCGUUCGUUAAUUUGUUAAUUGUUAUAUAUUUUGUAUUUAAUGGUUACUGUUAUGUUAAGGAAUAGGCAAUGUGUAAAUAGCAAAAAUAGAAGAAGAUUAUGAAUAAAAUUAUAGAGAAUUACAUGGUUUUCAUCAA
Molecule: messenger RNA, 2828 nt
Organism: Erigeron canadensis
Lineage: Eukaryota; Viridiplantae; Streptophyta; Magnoliopsida; Asterales; Asteraceae
Product: extra-large guanine nucleotide-binding protein 1-like
Exons: 7
Coding region: 14-2689 (891 amino acids)
Biological process (GO): adenylate cyclase-modulating G protein-coupled receptor signaling pathway
Cellular component (GO): heterotrimeric G-protein complex
Molecular function (GO): GTPase activity; G-protein beta/gamma-subunit complex binding; guanyl nucleotide binding
Source: RefSeq, a predicted model, not a curated record